Molecule: messenger RNA, 4923 nt
Organism: Myotis davidii
Lineage: Eukaryota; Metazoa; Chordata; Mammalia; Chiroptera; Vespertilionidae
Gene: NUAK1
Product: NUAK family, SNF1-like kinase, 1
Exons: 7
Biological process (GO): microtubule cytoskeleton organization; intracellular signal transduction; protein phosphorylation
Cellular component (GO): cytoplasm
Molecular function (GO): tau-protein kinase activity; ATP binding; protein serine/threonine kinase activity
Source: RefSeq, a predicted model, not a curated record
CACAACUUGAAGCACCGCUACGAGCUGCAGGAGACGCUGGGCAAAGGCACCUAUGGCAAAGUCAAGAGGGCCACCGAGAGGUUCUCGGGCCGAGUGGUUGCUAUAAAAUCCAUUCGUAAGGACAAAAUUAAGGAUGAACAAGACAUGGUUCACAUCAGACGAGAGAUUGAGAUUAUGUCAUCCCUCAACCAUCCUCAUAUCAUCAGUAUUUAUGAAGUGUUUGAGAACAAAGAUAAGAUUGUGAUCAUCAUGGAAUACGCCAGCAAAGGGGAGCUAUAUGAUUUUAUCAGCGAGCGGAGACGUCUCAGCGAGAGGGAGACCAGACACUUCUUCCGGCAGAUUGUCUCCGCCGUUCACUAUUGUCACAAGAACGGUGUGGUCCACCGGGACUUGAAGCUGGAAAAUAUACUGCUCGAUGACAACUGCAAUAUUAAGAUUGCUGACUUUGGGCUUUCCAACCUGUACCAGAAGGACAAGUUCUUGCAAACGUUUUGUGGGAGCCCACUCUAUGCGUCUCCUGAAAUUGUCAAUGGGAGGCCUUACCGAGGGCCAGAGGUGGACAGCUGGGCCCUGGGCGUGUUGCUUUACACCCUGGUUUAUGGAACAAUGCCCUUCGAUGGUUUCGAUCACAAAAACCUCAUUCGGCAAAUCAGCAGCGGAGAGUACCGGGAGCCCACGCAGCCCUCAGAUGCUCGAGGACUCAUCCGGUGGAUGCUGAUGGUGAACCCCGAUCGCCGGGCCACCAUCGAGGACAUCGCCAACCACUGGUGGGUGAACUGGGGCUACAAGAGCAGCGUCUGUGACUGCGAUGCCCUCCCCAACUCCGAGUCGCCCCUCCUGGCCCGGAUUAUUGACUGGCACCACCGGUCCACGGGGCUGCAGGCCGAGGCGGAAGCCAAAAUGAAGAACCUGACGAAGCCGGGGGCCUCGGAGGUCAUGCUGGAGCGGCAGCGGUCGCUGAAGAAGUCCAAGAAAGAGAACGACUUUGCCCAGUCCGGCCAGGACUCGGUGCCUGAGAGUCCAUCCAAACUGAGUUCCAAGAGACUCAAAGGGAUCCUGAAGAAGCGAAGCAACAGCGAGCAUCGCUCUCACAGCACCGGCUUCAUCGAAGGCGUCGUCAGUCCUGCCUUACCCUCUGCUUUCAAGAUGGAGCAGGACCUGUGCCGGACUGGCGUGCCCCUCCCAAGCUCCCCCGAGGGAGAGGUGCCAGGUAAACUCAGCCCCAAGCAGGCAGCCACCAUGCCCAAGAAAGGCAUCUUGAAAAAGACGCAGCAGAGGGAAUCGGGUUACUACUCCUCCCCGGAGCGCAGCGAGUCCUCGGAGCUCUUGGACAGCAACGAUGGGAUGGGCAGCAGCAUCCCGUCCCCCAGUCCCCCGGACACAGCCAGGGUGACUGUCCACAGCCUGUCCUGCCGCAGGAAGGGCAUCUUGAAACACAGCAGCAAGUACUCCGCAGGCACCAUGGACCCGGCCCUCGCCAGCCCCGAAAUGCCCACACUGGAAUCCUUGCUGGAGCCCAGCGUCUCCUCCGAGGGCCUCUCCCGGAGCUACAGCCGGCCUUCCAGCAUCAUCAGCGAUGACAGUGUCCUGUCCAGCGACUCCUUUGACUUGCUGGAUUUGCAGGAGAAUCGCCCUGCCCGCCAGCGCAUCCGCAGCUGUGUCUCGGCGGAAAACUUCCUCCAGAUCCAGGACUUUGAGGGGCUCCAGAACCGGCCUCGACCUCAGUACCCGAAGCGGUACCGGAACCGGCUGGGAGACAGCAGCUUCUCCCUCCUCACGGACAUGGAUGAUGUGACUCAGGUCUACAAGAAAGCGCUGGAGAUCUGCAACAAACUCAACUAGCUCCCCCGGGGUGCAGGGGCGGGUUGGGGGUGGGUACGAGGGAGGAAGGGAAGCAAUGACUUGUGCUAACGAGCUGGUUACCUCUUUGCUGGCCACGAUGAUAGACUGAAAAAGGAUUGGUGCCAUCUCACUUGGCCAAGGUUGCAACCUUGAGCCAGCACCUAAAAGGGAGAAGUGGGCUCUCUGCCAGUCCUGUCAGCUGCCAGCCAGAAUUUGGGUCCUAAUUGGCAUCGGCUUUAUGGUACCUCCUAGAGGCCCAGCUAUCAGGGGAGGUGGCAUUGGCCAGCACUUAGAGGGUGGGAGGAAGCCUUUGGAAGAGGGAGCGUUUCCCUAGAAGUCAUCCAAGUGCUUCUGGAGGAGGCAUGAGAGAGACUGGAGAGGUCUGCUUUGGGUGAGCUCAGGGCUUGCUCCUUCUCUCACAUUAGCAAGCUUGGUCGGGUCUGAUUGCUUGGGGUUGGCAAGUAGAUUUCAGCAACCUGAGUUUGAGUUGGUGGUUGAUUGAUAGUGGCUGCUGGCUGUGCUGGUGUGAGUAGCCCAGGCACAUGGGAAGGAGUUCUGUGAUCAACUAGUCAUGGCUGCCAUGGGUAUGGGAAGAGGGGCUGUAGCACUCAUGCCAUGUAGUUGCCAUCCUUGACCUGGUUAAGCCCUGGGAAUUAGGUUAAGGCAUCCUGUGGGAUCUAUGUUAUCUCUGAAUGCUACUGGAGUGGCACUUGUCCAUUUGCUACUCUAUCUUGAAUGGAAGAUAGGGCCUUGGUAAGAGAGAGGAUGCUCUGAACUCGGCUAAGGACUUAGAGCCUAUGGUGAUUUUUUGGCUUCUUCUCUGAUGUCUGCCUUGCUCUUCAGCACAACUUCCCAAGGGUGGAUGGGAAAAGAUGGUGGUGUCAGAGGUUAAAACUGGUGUAUAACAGAGCCUGGGACCCUCUGUGCUUUUUGCACAGAUGAAUGGAAACUGACCCGCACCAACAAGGGGGCAACUUGUCAAUUUCUUUAACAUCUCAAUAUUAACUGGAAUGCUGCCUCUUGGGUUCAUUCUCAUCUGCAUGAAUGCUCUCACUUGGAUGUGAUACUGUCCAUAGUCUCCAAGGGAGUAACUGGCUCACCCAUUGACCCUGUCUAGUACUAGCAAACGGUUUCCCCAUCCACCACAUGUGGAAUCCUCAGAAGUAGGCGAGUUUGCUUGUAGGGAGUUAGUGUGUAGGUGGGAUAUUUGGACGAGGAAAGGAAAGUCAGGCGGAAGGUGUUUCCCCCCCAACUCUAGGUAUUCUGUGUCAUGGGUUUGAAUGCCUAGGCUUUGGGGGAAAAGAAUGUUCAUCCAUUCACAUGAAUAAGGUGUUGAGAGAGCAGAGUGGGCUGGGAGGAAGCAUAUGGAAGAGGAGACAUUUCCCGGGAAGCCUCCAGAUGGUUCUGGAGAAGGCAGAGAAGAGGUGUGAUAGGACUCUUACCUUGAAAAGACACCCAGAUUGCAGGUGACAAGACUGUCACUCCCACAAUGGGACAUCUUCAGGUACUGGGUUUGAAAUGAAUGGUCUUAUUUGUGAAUUUGGGAUGACUUCAGAUUCUACUGGCCUGGGGAAAUGGAAACCCUUGUUUCAAGUUGGCCAACAUCGGUAGUCACCUAGAGAAACAAGGAGGACUGGUUUUUGGAAGCAUUUUUGGGAAAACCACAAGCAAUAGCUCAUGGGGAGAUGAGAAAGAAUUCACCGUAAGGCACGAAGAACAUUUAAUGAGAACAAAGCCACCCUUUUCCUAAGGAGAUGGCGGCAUUUCUCCCCUUUGCCACCAGCUCUGGGGUUUUGUCUUGUGUGUUCCUUCAGGUCCAGCUGAGUCAUGUAUUGUGGGAAGCGUCUCAGUUUCCUUGCAUUCAAUUCCACCUCCUUCCUGAGCUCCCAUAAAGGUUCAAAGGGAAAAAGAAAACCCUGUAGGUGGCAAAGGGUGUGUGGAGGGUGUGUGGGUGCAUGGAGGGCAUUCGGCAGCCUCUGAGCUCCCUACUCUUUAUCUCGUUUUCCACAACCUUUUGGGAGCUCCCUGGUCUGCCACACUGCUGGUCCCCAUGCAUGGCAGCUGGCCUUGUGGGUAGCUGUCGGUAUGACUUAGGUAUAACACCUACCUACUGGUUGAUGUGUUUAUUUUUCCUUUUGCCAAGUGAUUACCUCGGUUUAGUAUUUUCCAACUUUCUAAUCUUUAAAUAAAAAUGACACUAUUCAGAAAAACGAUUCUCCCCAGCCCCUCAAAGAGAAACACACACGUAUGUUCUCUGUUGUCAGUAAAACCCAGACUGGAUUGUGGCAAAGACAGUCCUCCACCCCGAGGCCGAGAUUCUAGGUUGAGUCCUGGUGUGCUGCUAACUAGCUGGUGGCCUUGGGCACCUGCAGAGUUUUGGGGACUACGUUUCCCCUUCUGUGAGAGCUGGAGGGGUGGCUUAGCUGGUCUCUCAGGCCCUGCCUAGUUCUGCUAAAUCCUCUGAUUCUAGAUGUGAUGUUGACUCUGCUUUUCAAGGAAAACCCUGGAAGAGAGGGAAAAGCUCAGAAAAGCCACUUCCCUGCUUCCUGAGUAAGUCCUACCACCCCUACCUACCUGCCAGUCCCCAGCCAAGCAGGUCGUGCUUGAUUCGUUUCCACGGAAUCACAAGUGAGAGACACUUUUAUGACCCGGUGGACCAGGCAGGAGGUUGGAUGUCAGCUCUCCUGGUCCUUCCCUUGCCUCUUGGGCCUUUCAGUGUCUUCGUUUACACAUCUGCCAAAGGAAUAGAAUGAUCCUUCUUUUUACAGGUGAAUUUCAAAGGCAUAAUCAGUUUUCAGGAAGUACUUCAAGACCCCAGGCGAAUUGAAAUGGCUAAGAACUCACUGAAUUUCCAUCCCUGCUGCUGCUUCAGAUGACAGGGAGCACUUUGCAGGGUGGGAUUCAGGCGAGGCUUGCCCGGGCCUGCUGUCUUGAGUACAAAUGUGAAUGAUCGACUAACUGCUUAUUGCCAAACUGGAAAUGUUCUGUAGGGAUUAACUGGCAUGGUAUCAUUCCUAGAAGAAAAAAGAGAGAGAGAGAAACUUGACUGCACAUUUUUUAAAAAAAAAUCCAAGUUGUGAC